AACUGUGCUAUGGAAUAGAAGAAGCAGGAGGGGUUCUUACCAAGUGACAGUCUCGCCUCACUCAACUACCCCUCCUCCUUUCCACACCUGCAGGAUCUUCUGCCUGGCUCUUUUCGGUUAAUUGCAUCUCAGCUCCAAGAGUGCCUGUUGCAAAUCCCUGGAUGAAAAGAUUCAUUCCUGCUCUGCUGAAUAGAUGAACUAAGUCAUGAAACUGGCUAUCUUUUUUCUUCUAUUCCUGCCACUUUGCUUGGCCAAACCAUUUUAUCAAAGAGGCUUGUUUGAUUUUAUGCUUGAAGAUGAAGCAGGAUCUGGAACGCCUGAACCUGCAGGAUAUCCUCCAAUGCCAGUAUGCCCAUUUCGUUGUCAAUGCCACCUCCGGGUUGUUCAGUGCUCCGAUUUAGGUUUGAAGGAAGUUCCGAAAGAUCUUCCCCCAGAUACUACUCUACUUGACUUACAGAACAAUAAAAUAACCGAAAUAAAGGAUGGAGAUUUCAAAAAUCUGAAGGAUCUUCAUGCAUUGAUCAUUGUUAACAACAAAAUCAGCAAAAUCAGUCCUGGAGCUUUUUCUCCACUCAAGAAACUGGAGAGACUUUAUCUUUCCAAAAACAACUUGAAGGAACUCCCAGAAAACAUGCCAAAAAGUUUGCAGGAACUGCGUGCACAUGAAAAUGAUAUUGUCAAAUUAAAGAAAUCUGCCUUCAGUGGACUGAAUAAUAUGAUUGUCAUAGAAUUGGGCACCAAUCCAUUAAAAAGCUCAGGGAUUGAAAAUGGAGCCUUUCUAGGAAUGAAGAAGCUCUCCUACAUCCGUAUUUCAGACACAAAUAUAACUUCUAUUCCUAAAGGUCUUCCUGUAUCUCUGACAGAACUUCAUCUUGAUGGCAACAAAAUCAGCAAAAUUGAUGCAGAUAGUUUAAGUGAACUUCCCAAUUUGGCUAAGCUUGGCCUCAGUUACAAUCGCAUUGCUAGUGUGGAAAAUGGAUCUUUAACCAAUGUGCCACAUUUGAGAGAACUCCAUUUAGACAACAAUGAUUUGGCCAAAGUACCUGCUGGACUAGGAGAACACAAAUACAUACAGGUUGUCUACCUUCACAACAACAAAAUUGCUGCUGUUGGCCCUAAUGAUUUCUGUCCUCUUGGAUACAACAGCAAAAAAGCUGCUUAUUCAGGAGUAAGCCUGUUUAGUAACCCUGUGCAAUUCUGGGAAAUUCAGCCAUCUGCUUUUCGAUGCAUCUAUGAACGAUCUGUAAUACAACUUGGAAACUACAAAUAAAUGCACAAAAGUGUUUCCACUUAAAUACCUGUUGCUUUUUAAAAUUGCUGGUAACUAUUAAAGCCUGAUAUUGGAGACUUAA
Molecule: messenger RNA, 1352 nt
Organism: Thamnophis sirtalis
Lineage: Eukaryota; Metazoa; Chordata; Lepidosauria; Squamata; Natricidae
Gene: DCN
Product: decorin
Molecular function (GO): protein binding
Source: RefSeq, a predicted model, not a curated record